Molecule: messenger RNA, 1645 nt
Organism: Stegodyphus dumicola
Lineage: Eukaryota; Metazoa; Arthropoda; Arachnida; Araneae; Eresidae
Cellular component (GO): extracellular region
Molecular function (GO): chitin binding
Source: RefSeq, a predicted model, not a curated record
UUAUCCUUUUGUAACAACACUUUAAAACCGCAAGCUGCUUUAAUCAAUUUCUGCGAAUAAACUUGUUGCCAGAAUUGGCUUUUUUGAGAAAGCUGAUUCACCGGAGAGAACAUGACUUCUAUGUUGGCGUGUUCCUUACUUUUUCUCAGUCUCAGUGUGGCAUAUGUAUCUUGCCUUCAGGUGGAAGAUAAGGAUGUCAACGCCGAACCAAUGAAGACUUUUUGGUGGAGGCCCUUAAAUUUUAAAUGUCCAGCAAUUUACGGGCGUUAUCCUCACGAGACGGACUGCGCUCUCUUUUAUGAAUGUCGAUUCGGCUAUCCCACUUUAAUGAGGUGCCACGCAGGAUUGUUGUACGACGAGGAUAGGGAACAAUGCAGAGUCAAGAACAAAGUUAGGUGCAGUAAAGGAGGAAAUAAAGGUGUCACGGAUGUUAUCGAAGAAGAAAUUCCCAGAGUUUUCGUAUGUCCAUAUAUCUGGGGCACUUUCGCUCAUCCAAGAGACUGUUCCAAGUACUUCAUUUGCAUUUACAAUGUUCCGACACUCUACAUGUGCUAUGGUACAGACUUAUACGAUGCCAGAGAAAGAAGAUGCAAGUACAAGCACUUAGUGAAUUGCGGGAAAAGGCUGGACAGAGAUCAAAUGAGAACUAGCAGAAAGCAGGUUGAUCUACCCCGGACAACUCCAAUGUAUCCAAAUACAGCAGCAACCAAAAAACCUAAACCUCCAGUCCACAAAUUUGGCUGUCCCUUUCCUUAUGGUCGUUAUCCUGAUCCUGAGGAUUGUUCCCGUUACUACGAGUGUAGAUUUUCAAUACCCACUCUCUAUCAAUGUCCAAAAUCCACUCUUUACGACGAGCGGCGAGAAAGUUGCAUGGAAGACAAGUACGUACGAUGUGGCAAUCGACCAGGAGGAGUUGGAGGAGGUAAAGAACCGGAAAAAGAUGUGAGAGUAGUGUUUCGAUGCCCCUAUAUUUGGGGUACAUUUCCUCAUCCUGAAGAUUGUUCAAAAUAUAUCAUCUGCAUCUACAAUGUGCCUACGCUUUUUAGUUGCAGAAAACAUGAACUCUUUCAUGCUUACUAUAGGAGAUGUUUUCCAAAAGAGCAAGUUAGCUGCGAUUAUAGAAUUAACCCUGACGAUCUCACUCCGCCAACUAAGAAAACUUCUAUAAUACCAACUAAGAAAAUGACAACACCUACGACUACUACUACGCCUACUACGCCACAGACAACUGCAACCACUACCACUAAGCCCACGACAACUGCAACUACUUCGAAACCAAAAACUGCAACAUCUCCAACACCUGCACCUACGCCCAAAGUAACGAAGCCAAACACUCCUCCGCCAACCGACUGUGAUGAAUAUGAUUUGGAUUGCAUCAUAGAUGAAACUGGAGAUAUCACUAAAUGGUUUGAAUGCCCUCAGAGGUACGGACAUUUUCCUCAUGGAAGCAGUAUCCAACUUUUUAUCCAUUGCGACAACUGGAUCCCUUUUGUCAAGAAGUGCGCAGAGGAAACUGCUUUCUCUCCUAAAUAUCUCGUGUGCAUGUGGAUCGGCAAGAGAAUAACUCGAAUGCCAACAUAUAGUAUAUAGUCUAAGUAAAAUUAGUUUCUUAUAGUUCACCUUCAAAUAAAAAUUUCUAAGCAAU